AUUUCUGAUCACGAGUCGAUCACCUACAAAUAGACCGCUCAGCGUCGGGAAUCGGGAAAUGGGCAACGCGCACACCCGGAGUUCACAAGAACUGUCAUUUCUAUAAUAAAGGAGUCUCCCCAAUGGCACCAUCCUUAUAACACUCUCAGAAGCUUUGUCAAUAUUGACGCUCGAACUGUAUUCCCAAUGUCCGACCAACCACCAUCCCUAGCAACCACGCCCUCCGUCUGGGAUGAACAACCCGUCAUCCCUCCAGACCCCUCUCCUCAACUCCGGACUGUACUCAGUUUUAUUCAGGGUCUACAGGAGUCAAACUUUCCUCUCGUUAAAACGAUGAUGACCGAAGAUUUCACAAUGUCUAUUCUACCUCAGUCGCUAGGCAUUCCUAUUCGACCGCGGGACGAAUGGCUUGAAACAUGUGAACGUGCAUCGCUACUAUGGCCCAAGUCGUUUCGGCUAGACAUCUUGGAUAUAAAUGAGUCUCCGGGCAAGCUUUGGCUACAUGGCAUUGCUACAGCACGCGCCAAGAUGGGAAAGGCGUACGAGAACGAGUACAUGAUCAUGUUCCGAUUGACAGACGGGAAGGAGACAGAUGGCGAAUCCAAAAUCUCGGAAAUGAAGGAGUUUAUGGAUAGUCUCUAUACCUCGAACUUCGCAGCGGAAGUGGGCAAGAGUCUAUCACAAAUCAAAUAACGAUGUAUAAUCCCGGGAUCGGACCCUUCUUGUCUCUUCAUAUCGGCACAUAUGGAUUCCAGGUGACGAGAUAUGUAUUUUACG
This is a messenger RNA of Somion occarium, 777 nucleotides long. Lineage: Eukaryota; Fungi; Basidiomycota; Agaricomycetes; Polyporales; Cerrenaceae. The record is from the annotation of a GenBank genome assembly.